AUACUAUUGGAGAUCAGUUAGAAUCAAUAACUAAACCUGAUGAACCGAUAGUUCUUCCUUCAUCCAAAACCUCUAUAUUAGAUAAUUAUCACUUAACCUGUUUAUUUAAAACACCUCUAUUAUCUCCAGUUCAGUUUAAAGAUAAAGAUUUCAGCUUAGAAUUACUAUUUACACUACCUAUUCCCUACAACAUGGCAACUACGCAACAUAUCCUUGACUAUCUUCAGGCUAAUUAA
This is a messenger RNA of Scutellospora calospora, 236 nucleotides long. The record is from the annotation of a GenBank genome assembly. NCBI's taxonomy places the organism in Eukaryota, Fungi, Glomeromycota, Glomeromycetes, Diversisporales, Gigasporaceae.